Molecule: messenger RNA, 1413 nt
Organism: Oryctolagus cuniculus (rabbit)
Lineage: Eukaryota; Metazoa; Chordata; Mammalia; Lagomorpha; Leporidae
Gene: DNAJB7
Product: DnaJ heat shock protein family (Hsp40) member B7
Molecular function (GO): Hsp70 protein binding
Source: RefSeq, a predicted model, not a curated record
GGGCCCAAGAGAAUACUGUCCUCAGUUUAACAUGUGCCUAUCUGCAGUCACUGCUUCUACCACCACCACCAGCACACUUGCUUCCAGUAAGCUGUUAAAGCAUGAUGGAUUACUAUGAAGUUCUAGGAGUGCAGAGAUAUGCUUCACCCGAGGACAUUAAAAAAGCUUAUCAUAAAGUGGCACUUAAAUGGCACCCUGAUAAAAACCCAGAAAAUAAAGAAGAAGCAGAGAGAAAAUUCAAAGAAGUAGCCGAGGCAUAUGAGGUAUUAUCAAAUGAUGAAAAGCGGGACAUUUAUGAUAAAUAUGGCAAAGAAGGAUUAAAUAGUGAAGACAGAAGUCAUUUUGAUGAUGAAUGUGAGCACAGUUUCACAUUUCAUAAGCCAGAUGAUGUCUUCAAAGAAAUAUUUGGUAAAAGGGACCCAUUUUCAUUUCACUUUUUUGAAGAUUCAUUUGAGGAACUUUUAAAGGUUCCAAGAAGCUCCUAUGGAAGCAGAAGCACAGGCGCAGAACCCUUUUUCUCCACCCCCAGUGAAUGGCCAGCUUGGGAGAGCUUUUCUUCGUAUGAUAGAGGAUAUUCAUCAUACAGCUCUCUGGGGCAGGAGGGCCCUACUUCAUUCUCUUCACUGGCAUUUGAUGAUAAUGGGAUGGACAACCACAUCUGUGUCACAACUUCAGGCCAAAUUGCUCAUGACAGAAACAUGGGUAUCAACACAAAACUAAUUGAGAGUGAUCAAGAAAGAGAAGUUGAAGAUUAUGGGGAGUUGAACCCCUUCCUUGCAAAUGGUGUGGUAGAUAUAGAGGGCUUCGCAGAACACAGCUGGAGAAGAGCAUCAUUCAACCAUUACUCACCCAACUGCUACUGUCCCACACACAUGUGUCAAUACACUUUUGUGGACAAUGACAAGCAAGGUAUACCUUGGGUCACCAGCUACUGGGACCCCUCUGUCUUCUCACCAGGGGUCAAAGAAGGUGGUAAGAAAAAGAAAAAGAAGCACAAAGAGGUGAAGAAGUCGACCAAAAAGAAUCACUAAAUUGACUCUUUAGACACAUUAUGUUCAUGUGACAUUAGAACAUGACUUCUGGUGUGCUUUGGUUCAUCACAGGGGUCGUGGUUAACAUGUAAUACUAUACUAAGAUUCUGUUUUUAACACUUUUAGCAAUAUUUUGGGCAAGUGGUCAGUAGUGGUUUGGCUGAGGCAAGCCAAAGAAAGAUGAGUUUGUGGGGACAGUUGGUGAUGUCAAGAAUCUGGAAAACUGCAGAUAUUUUUACGUUUUGGUUUUGAGCUGUCUGCCUAUAGAACUUUUCCUUAGUAGAAUUUCUGAUCUACUUCAUUCCUUUCAGCUAAUUAAAACUACCAUAUAAGCUUCUUAAAUAUGUAUAGUAUUUAGAAAAUAAAAAUGCGUUAAAACAUA